Messenger RNA from Lycium ferocissimum, 742 nucleotides. Its product is annotated as anthranilate synthase alpha subunit 1, chloroplastic-like. The transcript has 2 exons. NCBI's taxonomy places the organism in Eukaryota, Viridiplantae, Streptophyta, Magnoliopsida, Solanales, Solanaceae. The record is from RefSeq and is a predicted model, not a curated record. Gene Ontology annotation, biological process: L-tryptophan biosynthetic process. The annotation marks the transcript as partial.
GGAGCACCAAAGGUAAAGGCCAUGGAGUUGAUUGAUCAACUAGAAGUAGCUCGGAGAGGGCCUUACAGUGGUGGGUUUGGAGGAAUUUCAUUUUCAGGUGACAUGGACAUCGCACUAGCUCUAAGGACGAUGGUAUUCCUCACCGGAGCUCGUUAUGACACAAUGUAUUCAUACACAGAUGCCAGCAAGCGUCAGGAAUGGGUUGCUCAUCUCCAAUCGGGGGCUGGAAUUGUGGCUGAUAGUGAUCCUGACGAGGAACAGAUAGAAUGCGAAAAUAAAGUGGCCGGUCUAUGCUGGGCCAUUGACUUGGCUGAAUCAGCUUUUGUAAAGGGAAGACAGGAACCUUCAGUCAAGAUGAAUGGUUCUGUGCCAAAUCUAUUUUCAAGGGUGCAAUCAGAGUCUCAAAGAUCGGUUACUUCAAAAGCCAGAGUACAUGAGAAAAGAAACCAGUAAAAAUGAAAUAAUGUGCAUAAUUCUAAAUUGUUUGAUGUUUUUUUUACUGGACCAAGACUCUAGUUGCUGAAGAUAGAUAUUCAGAAUGCGCUUCUCUUUCCUGUUCCUCAAAGGGGAGGGAGGGUGAACAUAUAUAGCAAAUCAGCAGUUUGUAAAAGCCCCUGAAAACAAUUAGGACCGAGGUGUAACGUUUGGCUUAAUUUGGGAAUUUUCAAAUUGUAACGUUGUUCCAACUUUUGAGGAACCUGCAUUCAGUUGACUAAUUAAUAUAGUAUAAUUUUAGGAAUAA